AUGGUGUUCCUGGGCCAAUCCGGCAUCCUGGUGGCUAUGGCAGCCCUGGCGGUUGCUGCGCCAGCACGACCAGUGCCUCGAGAUGUUUCGUCAGCUACACUGAGUGAGUUGACGCUAUUCUCCCAGUAUGCGGCUGCUUCGUACUGCACGAACAACCUCAAUUCCGCUGGCGAUGCCGUGACUUGCUCGGGAGGCUACUGCCCGGAGGUCCAAUCCGCGGGAGCCACGACCCUAUAUGAAUUUGAUGACUCCACCGAUUUCGGCGACGUAGCGGGCUUCUUCGCCGUGGAUAACACCAAUACACUGCUUGUGCUGUCCUUCCGAGGCAGUCACACCAUCAGCAAUUGGAUUGCCAAUCUGGACUUUGACCAAACCGAUGCCAGCAGCCUCUGCUCUGGCUGUGAAGCUCACUCGGGCUUUUUCAAGGCCUGGGGAACUGUCGCUGAUACCCUGACUGCGCAGGUUGCGAGUGCCGUGGCGACUUAUCCCAGCUACAAGCUGGUUCUGACUGGCCACAGCCUCGGGGGUGCGUUGGCUGCCAUUGGUGGGACUGCCUUGCGCAAUGCUGGAUAUACUCUUGAUCUGUAUACAUACGGCCAACCACGCGUGGGUAACACCGCGCUGGCCGAUUACAUGACGAACCAGGGCUCCCUCUGGCGUGUCACCCACUCGAACGAUAUCGUGCCCAAGUUGCCUCCAGCUUCAUGGGGAUUCACCCAUGCCAGUCCAGAGUACUGGAUCACUAGCGGAGACAACGUGACUGUCACGACAAGCGAUAUCACCGAAGUCACUGGCGUGGGCUCGAGUGCUGGUAAUGCUGGAUCGAGCGGAGACAGUGUGUCAGCGCAUAAUUGGUAUAUUGUGGAUAUUGACGGGUGUUCAUGA
This is a messenger RNA of Penicillium daleae, 885 nucleotides long. RefSeq names its product lipase family protein. Gene Ontology annotation, biological process: lipid catabolic process. Lineage: Eukaryota; Fungi; Ascomycota; Eurotiomycetes; Eurotiales; Aspergillaceae. The transcript is spliced from 4 exons. The record is from RefSeq and is a predicted model, not a curated record. The coding region runs from base 1 to 885 and encodes 294 amino acids.